CUCGCAAACCAAGCAACCUCAACUAUAUAUAUAACCAAAUUUUGAUAGAAAAAAAAUCCACCCAAUAGGAGCAUCCUCCUUCUUUCUCAACCUCUGCCUCCCUUGCCCUGCAUCCAUCCAUCCACCAUGAAUUAUCAUCAUGGCCUUACUUUUAUCAUCCCCGAGGAGAGCUCGCCAUCCAACCAAGUCUACGACGCCGCCCACCUCUACCUCCCAACCAUUCACUUGAUCAAUUCCUCCACUCGGACCAUCCGAGUCACCAAAACACCGCGCAGAGAAACGGUCAAGCUCGCCAUUGAAAGCGGUGAGCAAGUCCCCGACACCUUUGACGGCGUUGACCUGAACUGGCUUUACGUGGUCGAAAAACAUCCGAGCGGCUGUGUUGAUCGUCGCUUUGAGCUGACGUUUCAAAAGGAACACAAAGACAAAGUCAUGACCUUCUACUUGGCCUAUGUUGUUCGUCGCGCCGAAGCCAUUAAACAAGAGAGCAAGAUUCUCAACCUCCGCAACAUUAACACGUACGACGAAGUCGAAUUCGAGCACCCGGCUACGUUUGAGACGAUAGCCAUGGAGCCCAGCCUAAAGCGAAAGAUUAUAAAGGAUUUGGAGAGGUUUGUGAGCAGGAGGGAGUUUUAUAAGAAGGUGGGCAAGGCUUGGAAAAGAGGCUACUUGCUGUAUGGCCCACCUGGCACUGGAAAAUCCAGCUUGAUUGCGGCCAUAGCUAAUUAUCUCAAGUUUGAUGUGUUUGAAUUGGAGCUUGAUGCUAUUGACAGUGACUCUGAGUUGAAGAGGGCGUUGCUGUCCACUACAAAUCGUUCCAUUUUGGUGAUUGAGGAUAUUGAUUGCUCCGUCAAUAAAGAUAAGGAAAACCGGUUCACACUGUCAGGCCUACUAAACUUCAUGGAUGGUUUGUGGUCAAGUUGCGGAGAUGAGAGAAUUAUUGUGUUCACAACAAACCACAAGGAUCGGCUUGACCCUGCAUUGUUGCGUCCUGGCAGAAUGGAUGUCCACAUUUACAUGGGUUAUUGCACCCCAAGUGGGUUUAAGGUUUUGGCCUCCAACUACCUUGGCAUUCCUGACUUGGACGGUCAUAGCCUUUACGGAGAAAUCGUAGGCUUGCUAGAGGGCACAAAGGUUACCCCUGCUGAGAUUUGUGAGGAACUACUGAAUACAAAUGAUGAGGAUGAUGAUGAAGAUGCUGAUGCUGCUCUCAAAAGACUUGUCGACUUUUUCAAACUUAAGAAGCUUGAAGGUGAUAAACCCGAAAUUGAAGAAGCAAAAAACCAGAAAAUGGAUGCCGAUGUUAAUAAUAUUAAUAUUUUCAAGAGAGAAACUGAAGAAGAAAGAAGGCAGGAAAUGGAUGUCAAAGUGAAUGAUGACAUAGAAAAUAAAUGUUGUGGGGUCUACCCAAACGCUUGCAAAGUAAGCAACCUCUCAACUAUAUAUAUAGAAACGCCUCCCAACACCAUCCACACCUUGUUCUCUAGCUGUGCCUCUCUCCCUUGCUGCCUCGAUCCAUCCGCCAUGAAUUUUAUCUUGGAGCAGCUCCUGCUUCUCAUUUCCACUGCCCUCGAUUACCUUGCUACCCUUAUCUCCCCUCGUCACGAUCGUCAUGAGGACCUUACUUUCAUCAUCCGCCAGGACUACAGGCCACCCAACCAAGUCUACGACGCCGCCAAGCGCUACCUCCCAACCAUUGACUUGAUCAAUCCCUCCACCCGAACCAUCCAAGUGAGCAAAACGCCGAGGCAAGAGACCGUCAAGCUUGCCAUGGAAAGCGGUGAGCAAGUCCCCGACACCUUUGAGGACAUUAACCUCAACUGGCGUUACGUGGUCGAAACAUUCCCGGACGGCAGCGUAGAACAUCGCUUCGAGCUAACGUUCCAAAAGAAACACAAAGAAAAAGUCAUGAGCUCCUACUUGCCCUAUGUGGUUGGUCGGGCCGAAGCCAUUAAAAAAGAGGAAAAGAUUCUCAAACUUUCUAACCUUAACAACGCAUCAGUGGAUUUGGAGCACCCAGCUACGUUCGAGACGAUCGCCAUGGAGCCCGACCUGAAGAGAAAGAUUAUGAAGGACUUGGACAGGUUUGUGGCGAGGAGGGAGUUUUAUAAGAAGGUGGGCAAGGCUUGGAAAAGAGGCUACUUGUUGUAUGGCCCUCCUGGUACUGGAAAAUCCAGCCUGAUUGCGGCCAUGGCUAAUCAUCUCAAAUUUGAUGUGUUUGAUUUGGAGCUUGCUAGUAUUCGCAGCGACUCUCAUUUGAAGAGUGUGGUUCUGUCCACUACAAAUCGUUCCAUUUUGGUGAUUGAGGAUAUUGAUUGCACCGUCCAUAGUAAGGAUAACAGGUUCACACUCUCAGGCCUACUAAACUUCAUGGAUGGUCUUUGGUCAAGUUGUGGUGAUGAGAGAAUUAUUGUGUUCACAACAAACCACAAGGAUCGUCUCGACCCUGUAUUGCUGCGUCCUGGUCGAAUGGACGUCCACAUUCACAUGUCUUAUUGCACUCCGAGUGCGUUUAGGAUUUUGGCCUCCAACUACCUUGGUGUUGAGGACUUGGACCGUCAUCCCCUUUAUGGAGAAAUCGCGGGGUUGCUAGAGAGCACAAAGGUCACCCCUGCUGAUGUUUGUGAAGAUUUCUUGAAGAAAAAUGACGAUGAUGUUGAUGAUGAUGAUGAUGUUGAUGUUGAUGCUGCUCUUGAAAGAGUUGUCAAGUUUCUCAAACUUAGGAAGCUUGAAGGGACUAAUAAUAUUGAUGAGCCAGAAACUCAAGAAGAAGAAAAGGCAGGAAAUGGAUCUGAAAGUGAAUGAUGAAGGUGAUAACUACUCAUCCAUCUAACAUGAGCUAUAGCGAGCCCCUUUGAGAUGGUUUUGGGUUCAAGUACUUUUGUUGGAAAAAUAAAUAUGAAUGUUAGAUUCCUAGGUUUUGUUUGGUGUCAUGUCCCUUUUCUGUUGGGUCUAUGUUUGGUGUUGUCCUAUUAUCCUAUCUGAUUAUGAUGUAAUCACUUUGGUUAUAUCGACAAAUAAAGUAAUGGUGUGGUUAACCCUUUUUCGUUUU
Prunus avium (sweet cherry) is the source of this 3052-nucleotide messenger RNA. Its product is annotated as AAA-ATPase At2g18193-like. Gene Ontology annotation, molecular function: ATP binding; ATP hydrolysis activity. NCBI's taxonomy places the organism in Eukaryota, Viridiplantae, Streptophyta, Magnoliopsida, Rosales, Rosaceae. The record is from RefSeq and is a predicted model, not a curated record.